This is a messenger RNA of Purpureocillium takamizusanense, 2400 nucleotides long. RefSeq lists its product as uncharacterized. Gene Ontology annotation, molecular function: oligopeptide transmembrane transporter activity. Lineage: Eukaryota; Fungi; Ascomycota; Sordariomycetes; Hypocreales; Ophiocordycipitaceae. Gene Ontology annotation, biological process: transmembrane transport. Bases 1 to 2394 code for a protein of 797 amino acids. The transcript is spliced from 4 exons. The record is from RefSeq and is a predicted model, not a curated record.
AUGGGCCUCAAGGAUCGUUUCAGGGCUCGCGAGGAGCCUGUUGAGGGGGGCGAAGCAACUGGCGCCGAGGUACUCCCCUCGGACGCUCGCACUACUGAGCGCGAGCUGCGCAACUUCCGCAAGCAGCACACAUGGGACCCUUUUCUCGACGUCGAGAAGCUGGACAAUAUCGACGAUGCCCUGGCCUCCGGCAACGCCGAAAAGGAGGCUGCAAUCGACGAAUCGUUGAUUCAGGAAGAUUCUCCCUAUGCCGAAGUUCGCUCCUCGAUACCGCCGGUUGACAUCGACGUACCUUGCAACACCAUCCGUUCGUGGACCAUUGGUGCCUUGUUGUGCACCCUAGUCGCGGGAUGCAACAUCCUCCUCAGUCUCCGCAGGAGUCCCAUCUCCAUCACGUCCACCGUUGUGCAGCUGAUUGCCUACCCCCUAGGAUGUGGCUGGGCCAAGUUCAUGCCCGAUGCCACCUUCAGGGUCUUUGGUCACACUCUUGAACUAAACCCGGGACCAUUCAACGUCAAAGAGCACACCAUCAUCACCAUGAUGACGGCAGCCGGCUCGAGUGUCAGCUACUCGAUUGACAUUCUCCUCGCGCAGGAAGUCUUCUACAAGCAGUUCUUCAAGUGGGGCUUCCAGAUCCUGCUCAUGCUUUCCACCCAGGCCAUGGGUUUUGGCGUUGCAGGCAUCGCCCGCCGCUUCCUCAUCUGGCCCUCGUCCAUGGUGUGGCCAGCAACGCUCAUUACGUGCACAGUCAUGUACUCGCUACAUGACCACCGUCCCUCGGAUCCGUCAGCUACCAACGGCUGGGGCAUUGGCAGAUACAAGUUCUUCCUCUUUGUGGCUCUAGCCACGUGGUGCUGGGAAUGGUUUCCUCUACAAAUAGCUCCAUUCCUGUCAUUGUUCAUGUGGCCUACUUGGAUUGCCCCGAACAAUGUUGUCGUCAACCAGAUCUUCGGUGGCAAUACGGGUCUAGGUCUCAUGCCCAUAUCCUUCGACUGGGGCACAGUCACGGGUUUCCUCGGCUCCCCUUUGCAAACCCCGGGCUUCGCCAUCUACAACGUCGCUGCCGGCAUCAUGUUCACCACCAUUUGCGCAAUAGGCCUUGCUUGGGGGGGUCCUGAGUACUACCGCUACCUCCCGCUCAGUGCGAACCAGAACUUCGACCGGUUUGCCAACCCUUAUAAUACCUCCCGCAUCCUCACACCAGAGUUCACGGUCAACGAAACCGCAUAUAAGGCAUACUCGCCAAUUUUACUCGGCCCAACCUUCUCCCUCUCUUAUGCCCUAUCUUUCGCUACAUUGAUCUCCACGGUCAUGCACGUCGCCCUCUUCUACGGCCCUGAUAUUUGGAAGCGCGCUAGAAGUUCCAAGUACGAGGAGCCCGACAUCCAUAUGAAACUCAUGAAGAAGUAUAAAGAGGUCCCCGAAUGGUGGUUCUCUUUGAUCUUUGUCGUGAGCUUUGCUUUUGGCAUGAUCGCAUGCCAGGUUUGGAAGACGUUUCUCCCCUGGUGGGCGUAUAUCCUUUGCAUCCUCAUUGGCCUUGUCUUAUUCAUCCCCAUUGGCAUGGUUCAAGCAAUCACCAACCAACAGACCGGCCUCAACGUUGUUACCGAGAUGAUUAUUGGGUAUAUCAUGCCUGGACGCCCGGUUGCCAUGAUGCUCUUCAAGUCAUGGGGCUAUAUGCUAUCAGCCAACGGCCUCAACUACAUCUCCGACAUGAAGGUUGGUCACUACAUGAAGAUACCCCCUCGGAGCAUGUUUGCCGCGCAGGCUUUUGCAGUCAUCUGGCUGUCCAUGGUCCAGAUUUCUAGCUACAAUUUCGUGCGCGGUAACUUCGAAAACAUCUGCACCCCACACCAAAAACAGGGCCUCACCUGCCCCGGUGCGAAGACCUUUUACAACGCCAGUGUGAUCUGGGGUGUCAUUGGUCCUAGAAAGGUCUUCGGACCCGGCGCCAUUUAUGGUUGGACAAACUGGUUCUGGUUACUCGGCGCCGCAGUGCCGACGGUUCAGUACUUGCUUGCCCGCCGUUAUCCCCGCUCGUGGCUCCGGUAUCUUGUCACUCCGGCGAUGUUUGGUGCUGCCGGAAUGAUGCCGCCCGCUACUCUCUACUAUCUCCUUCAGUGGGUCAUUGUUGGGCUCAUCUUCAACGGCUUCAUCCGCAGGCGAUUCUUUGGCUGGUGGUCACGCUACAACUAUGUGUUGUCCGGAGCUCUGGACAUUGGGACAGCUCUCUGUGUCGUGAUUAGUGGCAUGGCCCUCGGCCUGUCCGAAACGAGUUUUCCGGCGUGGUGGGGAAUUACGGUUGUAGACAAUACCUUGGAUGCGCAGGGCGCGGCUGUCACGAGGCAGUUCAUCCCCAACGUGACUGAGCCGCUUGGACCCUCCACUUGGUAGUAAGGC